CAGCUUGGAGACAGAGGAUGAAUGGUGAAGUUCCAACCGAUUCCCACCGCUAGGAGAAACCUAUAGACCUGGAGAGCUUAAGCGAGAGCUUGCAACGCAGCAAAACUGAGUACUUGCGGUCUGUCUGAUGGAGCCUUCUCAUUCAGAUAUGCCACGCCCCGGAGGAAAGAAGUCUUAUGUGUGUGAUGUGUGUGGAUACGCUAGCUCCAAGCUAUGUGAUCUCAAGAAUCACGUGCGCACUCACACAGCAGAAAAGCCAUAUAGAUGUGACAUGUGUGAAUACAGCUGUGCUCAGUUCAAAACCCUCAAGAUUCCCAUGCGCACUCACACAGGAGAGAAGCCAUAUGCAUGCGAUAGGUGCGAAUAUAGGUGUUCUGGGUCAGAUCUGCUCACGUUACACAUGCGCACUCACACGGGCGAGAAGCCGUAUAGGUGUGAUUUAUGUGAACACAGGUUUGCUCAGUCUGGUGGUCUUAAGAAACACAUGCGCACUCACACAGGAGAGAAGCCAUUUACAUGUGACAGAUGUGAAUACAAGUGUACAACCUCUGGAGCACUUAAUACACACAUGAGAACACACACAGGGGAGAAGCCAUAUAGGUGUGAUAUCUGUGAAUAUAGUUGUUCUCAAUCCGGCAAUCUUAAGAACCACAUGCGCAUUCACACAGGAGAGAAGCAAUUUACAUGUGACAGAUGUGAAUACAAGUGUGCAUCCUCUGGUGCCCUCAAGAUACACAUGCGCACUCACACAGGAGAGAAGCCAUAUAGGUGUGAUAUCUGUGAAUACAGGUGUGCUCAGUCCAGCCAUCUUAGGAUACACAUGCGCACUCACACAGGAGAGAAGCCAUUUACAUGUGACAGAUGUCAAUACAAGUGUGCAUCCUCUGGUGCAAAGAUUCAAAUGGAAAAGUGGAAUGGUGAUGUCUUGGAUAUCAACAAAACUGUUGAGCGGUUAUGCCCCAGAAAGUGCAGCCAGCUUCUCGGUGUCCAUGCGCUGUCAGGCUGCGAUACAGUGUCGUACCCCUUCGGAAAAGGAAAACAGUCAGCACUCAAGCUCCUGGAGAUUGAUAUACCAGGUCUGGAUCAAGUGCUUGGAGAGCUUGGCGCGACCCAUUCUCAACUCAGAGCGACAGCAGACAGCUUCUUCCUUCCUCUCUACGGACAGAAGAGUUGUACGACAAUGAAUGAUGCACGUACUCGCCUCUACCGCAGCCAUAAGAAGCCGCCACAACUGAAAAAACUGCCACCGACUGACGUCAACCUGCAGCUGCAUGUGCUCCGAACUCACCUUCAGAUGCUACUGUGGAAGGCAGCGAACCAACGUGUACCACCUGAAGAAGCUCUACAUAUUACCAACUUUGGUUGGAGUAUCAAAGGCUCCACCAUCACACCGACCAUCUCAACAGCGCCAGUUGCUCCCCAAGCGCUCCUGGAUGUAACUAUUGCAAGUGCGAGGGAGGAGUCGCCUGUUGUAGUCAAUUCACGAAAAAUCAGAUGGACACCGAAGACAAUGAAGAAGAGCUAG
Priapulus caudatus is the source of this 1525-nucleotide messenger RNA. RefSeq names its product zinc finger protein 431-like. Bases 128 to 1525 code for a protein of 465 amino acids. Gene Ontology annotation, cellular component: nucleus. Gene Ontology annotation, molecular function: DNA-binding transcription factor activity, RNA polymerase II-specific; RNA polymerase II cis-regulatory region sequence-specific DNA binding. NCBI's taxonomy places the organism in Eukaryota, Metazoa, Priapulida, Priapulimorpha, Priapulimorphida, Priapulidae. The record is from RefSeq and is a predicted model, not a curated record. Gene Ontology annotation, biological process: regulation of transcription by RNA polymerase II. The transcript has 4 exons.